UAUUCUCUCAUGUCAAUACAAAUGUGCAGGUCAUUUGUGUUUACUUAUGAAUCUGUUCACCUCUGCAGGCUCUGACAUGACAGGUACAGUGUGACGUCACCAGCUCCUUCCAUGAAUGAAAACAUGGCGUCUGCCAUGGAGCUGAGAUGCUGGGGAGGAGACUGGGGUUUGCCUUCUGUCCACACCGAGUCUCUGAUAGUUCUGGCAUACGCCAAGUUUUCUGGGGCAAAAGUCACAGUGUCACGUAUAGACCGGACAUGGAAAACUCUAACAGCAACAGUCCCAGAGUUGCUUUGUGGAGACUCUGCAGUUCAAGAAGCUACACAGAUUCUCAACUUCCUGCGAAAACAGAGGUUUAAUGCAGACUAUGAGCUGACAGCCAGACAAGGAGCAGACACCAUGGCAUACAUCGCUCUGCUUGAAGAGAAACUACGACCAGCUCUGUUGCACACUUUCUGGGUAGAUGCAGAAAACUACGCCAAUCUGACACGGCCAUGGUUUGCUUCACGCUCGCCGUUCCCUCUCAACUUUCUCGUCCCUAGUCGCCUUGCCAACAUCGCCCUUUCCCGCAUCCUUCUAACCAAAGGAGAGGCACCCCUACACAGAAUCACUGAGGUGGAGGGAAAGAUCUACAGUGAUGCUAAAGAGUGCCUGAAUCUCCUCUCCUACAGACUGGGAACAGCAGACUAUUUCUUUGGCAACUCGCCGACCAGUCUGGAUGCCUUUGUGUUUGGCUUUGUGGCUCCACUUUACAAAGCCAAUCUCCCCAGCAGCCCUCUGCAGAGCCACCUCAAACAGCUAGAUAAUGUCACACGCUUCUGUGACAACGUCCUUGCAGUCUACUUCAGCUCAGACCACCCUUGUCCUACCCCACCUGUUCAGGAAACAAUGGAUGCCAAUCUCCAGAAACUAACUCAGCUUGUAAAUAAAGAGUCCAACUUGAUAGAGAAGAUGGAUGACAACCUACGCAGCAGCCCCCAGCACAAACCCCACAGACCAGAACCCAAACCCAGUCUGGCCAGUGACAAGAGCUCUACCCCUGCCUAACCCUUGACCUGUCAACCCUGAUCCAGCCUAAUGAAUGGAGGAGGAACAGCCUUUAGAUGAAAGGUGCAGUUCUGAAUCUGACUCAACCUCAUCCUGAAAUCAAAAAAAUUGUCAUCCAGCUGAACUAUAACUUGAAUGGCAAAUAACUUAUGGAAGUAUGACCAUGUAAUUAUAAAAGAGACUAUUUUACAACAAGAUAAUGAUGAUAGAUUUCAAAUAUGCUAGUCUGAAAGACAAGGGAAAGUGCAUGUGUGAGGUUUUUAAAAAGGUUGAGCGCAUGUAUGUGGUUAAGGAUGGAAUGUUAUAAAGUGGUUUUCGAUGAAAGACACAGAAAGUUCAAAGGGAAGCUAAAAUGAAAGUCCAGCAGGGAAAAGAAGUGGCACUGAUUGACUUCAGAGUGGUCAGUUUUUCUUUUAACCUCUUGUUUCCCCGUUUCGUCUUCAGUAAAAAAAAUAUAUUUUAUGUUUUUCCAUUCUUCAUCACACUACAGUUGAUGCACCAUAGGAAACGCCCUCAUCUGCCUCUGAGGACAUCGAAAUUACUGACACAUUAGUCACUGUGGUAAAACCAGCUAGAGCACCUUAUGGCAAGGUUUAUUUAAUUAUCUUAUGUUACCCACUACUACUACAUUUUAGGAAUUUGUGUUUAUCACGGAGGAUCUGAGAUCCUGUAGCACCCUUCUGAGCACACGUCCUUCCUCAUAUCUACUGUAAAAAUGUUCUGUAAAUUCUAAUAACAUUUUAAUUAGCGUAAUGUAGUAUGUAUGCAUUCAGGACUACAGGAAUAACCAGUCACUUAUUUUGCUUUGCUCCCACCUCCUCUGCUUUGUAUAGCUUGUAUAGCUGUAAAUAGUUUCAUGAUUACAAUUAAUGCAAUUUACUGUGGUUUCCUCUAAUAGGGCUGAUCAGCUUGUUCACGAUCUUUGUUAAAUACAGUGAGGUAAUGGAAGGGCCUUACACACUGUAUUAACUUAUUCAUGCAAAAUAUGUGGGACUAACGUGUGUCUGUGUGUGUGAGUUUUCAGAAACCAGUGUGUCUUUCAUUAUUGUAUCUUCAGGAUGUUCUGUGUCAUUAACAAUCCACUCACAUCUGUUGUUGCCAUGAUUUUUCUUUUUUUGUGAUUUUUUUUUAAUGUUUAUUUCAUUUUGAUUUGUCUGCUGUGUUGCCAUAUGCUGUGCCUAUUUAACAGUCACCUUGUUGAAACUGACAUGUCUGUCCCAUUUGGGAAUAUCUCAUUUGCUGCCUUUUUUUGCUUUAUUUUUUUACUGUCUGAAGUGUCUGUAUUUUACUGUCAUUGUUCCCUAAUAUCGUCACAGCUCAUACAUUACUGUGUCUUAUCCAUGUUAUUGCUUCCAUGAUUUCUCAGUCUAAAAGUAGUAAUACUUGUAGAGAUACCUGGGCUUUUGCAACUUCCACAAAAGAUCACGUCAUGGUUACAUUCCCUUUAAAGCACCAUAUCUUGAAACAAAAGUCUUCAUUGGGGUAUGUGUGCAUUGCCAAACACAAAAUGUUGUUGGACUACAAACAGGUUUGUGAGGACCAUAUGGGUGCAGUGUGCCUUCAUGACUGCUAGUGUGUUUGUACAAUUCUCAAAAUGUGUCCUUUAUAAUUUUGAUACAUUGUCAUAAAUUAUCUUUACAUUUCUGUUACAGUUGUUCAUUCUCUGUGGAUGGUUGGUAACAACUGACUUCAUAUUAUAUAAAUACAUAUAUGAUAAGCCAGCCAUGGCUACUGUCUUUUUUCCCAAGAAAAAUAUAACUUAAUAUGAUGUCACUGAAUGUAACUAAACAGUCAACUGGGGCACAAAUUAAAUCGUAUAAAAGCUGUGUACUUUCUAUUUUGUGUUAUAAAUGAUAUAGUAGAUAUUUCCUCCAUCCUUUAAGCCUUUGCAGCAAGGCGUGCUAUUGGUGGCUUGUUUUUCCACUAAUAGUUACAGAAGAUUGUGUGAUCGGUUGUUUAGAAGUUUGGAGGACAGAGAGCUCUUUGUUUGUUGUUGGCCUUAGACAUGGAAAAAUGAGAGUAAUGAAGCUGAAAGGAUAUGAUGCAUACUUGAUAUCAGAUAUUGUCGAAGUCAUCAGUCACAUGAGGCACAGACUCCUGCUGAGGCUUCUGUUGGCUGGCUUUUUAAUGGGUGCGGUAAAGGGAAAUAAAUAGCACAUUUGGAUCUGUUGUCAAUUUGUGCUAAAAUAAAUAUCGUACAUGUUUGUAUCUUUUGAAAUACAGUGAUUUUUUUUGCCAUCCUUUUCUUCUGUUUCUCAGGGUUAGAUCACAUCAAAUAGUGUCAAAGAACUAUGUUGAGAAGAGGUACUAAAAGAGCCCUUAGUCUGCACCCAACAGAUGCAAAUCCAUCCCAAGUUCACCUCCAAUAAAAUUUGUUCCAACUUCCUAGCCCAGUGUCAUCAGGAAGGCAGAGAAGAGAAUCCAGUAAAAUGAGGCUGUCACUUUCCAAUGAGCUUGCAGCUGAGCAGUCCAACAGAUCACAUGGAAGCCAGCAGCUGCUCCCUCCUCCUCACGCUGUUUCCCCAGAAAUGAAAAAA
This is a messenger RNA of Morone saxatilis (striped sea-bass), 3584 nucleotides long. It is a transcript of the gene mtx3, whose product is annotated as metaxin 3. The transcript has 9 exons. Lineage: Eukaryota; Metazoa; Chordata; Actinopteri; Moronidae. Gene Ontology annotation, cellular component: SAM complex. Bases 112 to 1047 code for a protein of 311 amino acids. The record is from RefSeq and is a predicted model, not a curated record. Gene Ontology annotation, biological process: mitochondrion organization.